AGGGUGGCGCUGCAUGAGGCCCUGUGCAACCGCCUUGUUCCUUGUUGUCCCCAGGCUUUAACCAAUUAUUUUCCAUGAGCUGUUAAGGACAGAUCUUGGUGGAACAAGGGAGAGACGUUCCAGCAUAGCCAGGAGAAGAUGGAGGAUUCAAACCCCGACGUUACACUGACCACACGGCCAACACUUGAUAUCGCACCAACUCAGAGCAUAGCAAAUAUGAAGGCUUCUUCUCCCAACCUGGAUAUUUUUGGGGAGAGACUUGUUUCCCACCCAAAUGAAGUGCCAGACUUUGUGAGGAACAUGCACCGGAGACUUGUAUCCAGUGCACCUCCAGGUGACAGGGUGUUAAUGGACAUCCUGAGGCUGACCGAGGCACACCCCACUGAUGUCGCAGUCACCCUCCUGCGCUGUGCCCCAUCAUGUGACAGGGCUGCUACAAUCAUGUGGAGGACCAUAGCCUCAUCAGGAAUGGCAGUGGACAAGGUGCUGCCAACACUGCUCUGUGUGCUGGAAAACUGGCCACUGCAUAGAGUGUCCACCUCUGAUGGGGACAAAACAAGAGUCUUUGCCCUGGCUGCAACCAGGGUGGUUUGGGAGAUUCUCCGCCUGCCCUGGUGCCCAGCGCCGUUUAUGGAACAUUCUCCCCGCCUCCUUGUGGCUCUGCUUUCCCAAGUUUUUGUCAGCACAUUAGAUAUGCCAGAGGAGGUCAACACCUUCUGGAAGGAAUGCCAGGAGCAACUCAGCCUUCCCACCAGCAUCAACAGGUUUGCAGUGCAGACUGUGAGGGCACUGUUCCGCUAUCUGCGGUGUCUGGAUUUACUGAUGGCAAUGGAGCGCAAGCAUGGCUGGGACAUGCUGCUCUGUGCUGACACCCACCAUUAUGCCGUGGGUCUGCUGGCCAGGGAGAUGCGCCGUACCUCGAACCCCUUGUGUUCCUGCAUUGCACUCCGCCUGCUGGGGCUGCUCAGCUCACAGAAGCCACGCUGGGAUCUGCCAGCCCUGGCUUUCAUUGUGGAGGUGAGCCUGUGGGCCAGCACUGCCUGCCUCAGCUUCCUCCCAGCUCUCUGCCCUCUCGUAGCCACAGCUGCCAUCCACGCCCCGUGCUGCUGCCUGGGCCCGGCCCUGUGCGGUUCUGGGCUCCUGCCGGCCGGGUCCCCUGUCACUGCCCUGUGCCUUUCAGGUCCUCGAGUGCCCUGA
Molecule: messenger RNA, 1197 nt
Organism: Taeniopygia guttata (zebra finch)
Lineage: Eukaryota; Metazoa; Chordata; Aves; Passeriformes; Estrildidae
Source: RefSeq, a predicted model, not a curated record